AUGGGCGACCAGAACUCAGAUGUUGGGACAGGCUCGCGGUUUGGCGAUGCGGUCAUCAUCCUAGCAGGCGUGGCAUCACUGAUUGGCAUUCUCCUCACUAUCCUAUCAGUCUGGCUGCAAACCAAAAACUACCGAAAGCCGCUUCUCCAGAGAUAUGUGGUGCGAAUACUGUUGAUGGUUCCCAUAUACUCGAUAGCAUCAUGGGGAAGCCUGGUUUCGUUAAAAGCCGCUUUCUGGAUCGACCCCUUUCGAGAUGUGUAUGAGGCCUUUACUAUUUACACCUUCUUCCAACUCCUCAUCAACUUCAUCGGCGGCGAACGUUCCCUGAUCAUCCUGAUGCAUGGCCGCGCACCCGUAUCCCAUCUGUGGCCACUGAACUAUUGCCUUCCAAAAGUCGAUAUAUCAGACCCGCAUACAUUUCUGGCUGUGAAGAGAGGCAUCCUUCAGUACACAUGGGUCAAACCUCUGUUAUCUGUUGCCACAAUUGUGAUGAGGGCCACUGGAACAUAUCAGGAAGGCUACAUCGGACUUACUUCCGGCUACCUCUGGAGCGGUAUCAUGUACAAUCUAAGCAUCACCAUCAGCUUGUACGCUCUUGCUAUGUUCUGGGUGUGCAUGUCGAAGGACCUGAAACCGUUCCGGCCAAUGCCCAAGUUUCUCUGCAUCAAAGGCAUCAUCUUCGCGUCCUACUGGCAAGGUUUCUUUCUGUCAAUCCUUGUCUGGCUCGGUGCGCUGCCAGAUGAUGUGCCCGGCUAUACCCCGGAUAACCUCGCAGCUGCCAUACAGGACGCACUGAUCUGCUUUGAGAUGCCUUUGUUUGCAAUAUCGCACUGGUAUGCGUUCUCCUGGCACGAUUACGCCGAUAUCACGAUCUCCGCUGCUAGGAUGCCGGUCAAGUACGCUCUCAGAGACGCAUUUGGCCCUAGAGAUCUCAUAGAGGACACAAAGGAGACGUUUGCUGGCGGGAAAUAUGAGUAUCGCUACUUCGACGCGGGUGACAACGUCUUGGCGCACGAAGAAUCUUCCUCACGCAGGGCGAGGAUGGACGAGGGCAUGAGAUACGAACGCAACGGGAAAGGCAAAUACUGGAUACCGAAACCAAACCACGACCACAAGACACCGCUCCUUAGCAAGAUGGCCUCGAGCCGAGCACGAACCUUGAGUCCGGGUUACCACAAUACGGGUGGUUCGGGAGACUACGGGGCAACGGAUGAAGAGGUAGAGGCCCCGCCUUUGGAUCCCGAAGAUGAACGGCUGUUCACCAACGCGAGAGCGCUCGAGUUCGGUGAUUGGAAUUAUCCGGUAAUCGAAGCACAUCAGGCAACAAGAGAAGCAAUAUACCAGGAUCCAAAUAUGAUCACUACUUCGACGAAUCGGAACUUGCUGCAGCCGACACGUGACAACAAGCGACGGCGCAAGAGCCGAAUUGAAAACAUACAAACGUCCGUCGACAAGGGCAAGCACCGGGAUAGUGAAAGUAGCGGCGAAGCUUCGUCCUCAAAGCAAUCACGUAUACCUAUCAUCGGCACCUUACUGCGGCAAAACACGUCAUCGUCGAGCAGCUCAGCCAAGUCGGACCGGAGUCAGCUAGUAGACCUGGUUGUCGAGGACCACGAGGCAGAGGAGAUUGAACGGGUUCGCGCGCGUAAAGAGGGCGGUGCAGCCUGGAAUGAGUCUGAGCCGAAGCACUACGUACGUACAUUCCCUGGCACGGAGCAAGUGGAGGAAGUGCGUGAAGGUUACGAGCCGGAACGGCGGCAACCACCUCCGCCGGGUCAAGAGCACAACCUGGAUGCACCCUUCUCUGUUGGCGAUGAUGAGGACGAAGAAACCGGGGAUAACCUGCAGGAUGCAGAUGCAGAAGCGGACCGGUGGGAGCGCAGAGAUGUCAGCACCGACAGUGGGAAGGAGCGUCAGGACGGCGGCUCCGAAGAGGAGCGUAACCCAUGGGCUUCGGAUGAUGCGGGUCGAAGCUGA
Coniosporium apollinis CBS 100218 is the source of this 1977-nucleotide messenger RNA. RefSeq lists its product as uncharacterized. Gene Ontology annotation, biological process: transport. Bases 1 to 1977 code for a protein of 658 amino acids. Gene Ontology annotation, molecular function: transporter activity. The record is from RefSeq and is a predicted model, not a curated record. NCBI's taxonomy places the organism in Eukaryota, Fungi, Ascomycota, Dothideomycetes. The transcript is spliced from 7 exons.